AGCAAAUUUGAUGCGCUUGUUCGCAGUUGACUGUUAAAACGAUCCAAAGGCAGCUACGUUGAUGGUGCCUAUGAGAACAUUUCCUGGAGAACAACAAUAUGUGGGCGGCGAUGGUUCCAUCUCCAAGAAAAACGCGAACAUCUCCUCGAAAAAAAGCUUGGGCCUCUCCAGUGAAAGCUGCAGUAUCAACAAUAUCGUCAAUAUUCAAUGAAGCUGAUUUUUCUCCCUUAAACUCCUCUUGGGCUGAAAUUACUGCGAAUGAUGAAAGCUUGAAUGAAAGUCUCAAGGAAAACCUUUCGAAGAGUGAAGUAAGGAGGAAUAGAAAGGCUGCUCUACCUAAAAAAGCAAACUCGAAACCCAAGUUUGUCCGUUCAUUAGAGCUUACUGAAGAGAUCCUUGUCAACAGCAGACGAUCAGAUAGGAUAAAAGAUAAGGUUGAAGUGCGCACCGAAACCAAGACACGAGUUGAAAUCUCCACAGUCAGAAACUAUGAGACACGAAAACGUCAUCUUAGCGCUGCUUCAUCGGCUACAAUUAAUGAGGACUGUGAUGGGUGCUCUCCCGUCAAAAGAGCUCCUCCAUCCAGUGGACGCCCGGCUCGUAAAAAUCUCAAAACCAGCUCGCCAGUGAGCAGUCCUUUGAGGAGCAGGUGUUUGUUCCCCUCUACUCCAAAAGACACUAAGAGCACUCCAAAAGAAUUUACUCCAAAAGACUUCUGGGAAGAUCCCGCUUUGGGCUGGUGCAAAGAUCAAGCAGUUCUUGAAAGACGAACUAAGGAGAUAAAUCGUGCCAAAGAAAAACCCGUUUAUACCCGGUAUCUAGAAGAAGUUCCUCGGCAUCUUCGCAUCAAAGGUGUGCAUCCACGAACACCUAACAAGCACAUCAAUUUCAGUCGCAGAUCUUGGGAUGCUCAGAUGAGAAGCUGGAAGCGCAAUUUGUAUAGUUGGGCUGGCGAAGAACCUUCCGAUUCAGUGAACACAUCCUUCUGCAGCUAUAGCUCUGAUGAACAAAAACACGAUGAGGAACAAGAAAAUCUGGAAAGACCAGUUUCAGUUCUCCGCGUACUCGUAGCGCUUCCUUGUCGAAACAAGCAGUUUGCAUUUGCCAUUGUGUUGGGCACAACCUCUAUCACUGCGCUAGCGCAGCGCUGGCAACCUGCCGAGAGCACUCUCAAAGGCAGUGUCCAGGCAAGUCUGGGCAUAGGUUUCUCAUCCGCGCUUUAUUGA
Molecule: messenger RNA, 1226 nt
Organism: Cylicocyclus nassatus
Lineage: Eukaryota; Metazoa; Nematoda; Chromadorea; Rhabditida; Strongylidae
Source: the annotation of a GenBank genome assembly